UUGUUUUUCGAUGAGAGAUCCCAAACUUGUCGGGAGAAAAAAAAUAAAAGCCACCUAAAGGUUAAAACCCCCAAAUUCUGUCCGGGGCCUGACUGACACAGGAAAGAGUAAGGAGGAAGAAAAGGUAGUUUCCUCUCUUGCCCUUGGAAGGAGACGGGAGAGAUCGUUAUUAUAUUAAUUUGAAUCAUGUCGGAUUCAAAGAGAAGUGGUGGAGGGGGUAGUAGUAAAAAGCGAAAUCUUCCUUCAUGGAUGAGUUCCAAAGACAAUGAGAAUAAAUCUCAUGGGAAGAAGGCAGCAGCAACUUCUGCCGAAGACGAACAAUCUAAACUUCUGGACGGUGUGGUGUUUGUAUUGUCCGGGUUUGUUAAUCCUGAGCGUGCUACAUUGCGGUCCCAGGCUUUAGAAAUGGGAGCGGAGUAUCGACCAGACUGGACCUCAGAUUGCACUCUCUUGGUUUGUGCUUAUUCAAAUACUCCAAAGUUUCGACAAGUUGAGGCGGAUUGUGGAACCAUUGUUAAGAAGGAAUGGAUACUAGAGUGUUACAGCCACAAGAAGCUAGUUGAAAUUGAUAGUUAUCUUAUGCAUGCUGGGAAACCUUGGCGGAAAUCCAAUAUUUCACACGAAAGAGGCAGUGAUCAAAAGGCAUCCCCACCUAGAAAAUCUGAGAAACAGGUCAAAAGUGGGUUGCAUUCAAAGCCAACUGCCUCUACAUCCUACAAGGUUAGAGCAUCUAAUCCUACUAAAGAGUGCUUCUCUCCUUCUAAAGUGAAGGAGUGGGUUAUUGACGAUUUGAAUAGAACCAUCUCAUGGCUGGAGAGUCAAGAGGAAAAGCCAGAGCCAAGCGAGAUUAAACAAAUAGCUGCAGAAGGCAUCUUAAUUUGCUUACAAGAUGCCAUAGAUUUCCUUGAACAAAAUCAGGAUGUCCGGAAAAUAACAGAUCAGUGGAAUGUUGUCCCUCACGCAGUUGAGGAGAUGGUAAAGCUUGUAGAUGGUGGAAAUGCUUCAUCUUCUCUUUCAAAGGAAGAUCUUUGCAGGAAGGCGAAGGCAUGUAAAGAAAUCUAUGAAGCAGAACUUAGCAGUUUAGAUGGUUCAAAGAAUAAGACACAAAGGUUGAAAAGUGAUGAAAGUGGGAGUAGUAAAAGGACAAACGCCGUCACUGGUGAUGCAGCAGAGUAUGACAGCGAUGAAACAAUUGAAAUGACAGAGGAGGAAGUUGACAUGGCGUACAAUACUGUUGCUUCUAAAUUUUUAAAUGAUUAGUGAAUUUAAUUGUAUCUGAAGGGUUUUGUUAUCUUGUACAAUAGAUGUUUCGAUGAUUCUUCAUAAACGUUAGAAGAAAAUUUUGAGAAA
Populus nigra (black poplar) is the source of this 1350-nucleotide messenger RNA. Its product is annotated as DNA-repair protein XRCC1. Lineage: Eukaryota; Viridiplantae; Streptophyta; Magnoliopsida; Malpighiales; Salicaceae. Gene Ontology annotation, biological process: double-strand break repair via nonhomologous end joining; base-excision repair; single strand break repair. The transcript is spliced from 8 exons. Bases 187 to 1260 code for a protein of 357 amino acids. Gene Ontology annotation, molecular function: damaged DNA binding. The record is from RefSeq and is a predicted model, not a curated record.